Aspergillus heteromorphus CBS 117.55 is the source of this 2820-nucleotide messenger RNA. RefSeq names its product putative glutaminase. NCBI's taxonomy places the organism in Eukaryota, Fungi, Ascomycota, Eurotiomycetes, Eurotiales, Aspergillaceae. The record is from RefSeq and is a predicted model, not a curated record. The coding region runs from base 94 to 2628 and encodes 844 amino acids. The transcript has 5 exons.
UGGCAUUGCUCUCCCCAUCCCCUCCAUCAUCAGCGUUCCUCUAAUUCUUCCCCUCCAUCCUCUCCGCCGGUCGGAUCUACCUGAUUGACCGCAAUGCGCCCGUCCCUUGCGCUGCUGGCAGCCGCCCUUCAGGCGACCGCUGGUAUUGCUUCCUCCUUGACGCCGCCGGUCCUGCCCCUGAUCGUGCGGAAUCCCUACCUGAGCACCUGGCUGGGAAAUGCCCGCGACGUGCCAUGGUCCAAAUGGCCCAUUUUCUACACUGGAGAGGAAGUGGGCCUUUCCCUGAUGGCCCACGUCCCCAGCACGGGCACCGUCUAUCCGCUGCUGGGCAAGCCUCAUGAAUCCCUGUCCGGGUCCUCGCAGGUCGAUUAUCCCACCUACCUCGGAGCCAACUAUGACGCGUCGACCACCAACCUGACCUACCGCCUCGACUCUGCCACCGCUGCCUCGCCUCCGCUGGAGAUCACCGUUUCGUUCCUGUCCCCCAUCACCCCCACAUCGACUCUGCGGCAGUCGAUUCCCGCGUCCUACGUCACGAUCCAUGUUCACGGUGGGGUCAGCGUGAACGUCUACAUGGACAUCAACGGCGGCUGGGUGAGCGGAGACACCGGAAGCCAUAUCAACUGGCAGUAUGACGGGUUCGAUGUGAAGGACAACAAGCCGACUCUGCGAAGAUGGCGAUUCCAGAGGCAGAACGAGCUUCUGCUCUCGGAGAUCCGUGAUCGCGCGGAAUGGGGCACCCUCCAUUUCACUGCACCUGGCGAUGUCCAAUAUCAGUCUGGAGAGGCUUCGGCAGUAAGGAAGACAUUCUUGACCCAAGGUGUCCUGGACAAUGUGAAUGAUGAGGCCUUCCGUGCGAUUGGAGACCGGGAGCCGGUCUUUGCGUUCUCCAAGUCCUUCGUGCUCGCCCGGAAGGGUGGUCCGACCAGUGCCAGCGUGACCUUCAGUAUUGCCCUGAUCCAGGAUCCUGUCGUCCAGUAUGCCUCAGCGCGCGGGUUGACCCUGAUGCGUCCGCUCUGGAGAUCGUGGUUCCCCAGCGAGGAGUCGCUACUGAGCUGGCACUACCACGAUUUCUCGCAUGCGGGCGUGCUGGCCUCAAACUACUCUGAGCAGUUGGCUAAGGACGCGUACCAGUCAGGCGCACACGAUUAUGUUGACAUCGUCGCGCUCUCUGCACGCCAAGUCAUGGGAGCGACCACCUUUUCAGGGACACCAGAUGACCCGAUCUUGUUUCUGAAAGAGAUCUCGUCUAACGGGAACUUCCAGACGAUCGAUGUCAUCUUCCCUUCGUUCCCAUUUUUCUUAUACACCAACCCGCGGUGGCUGGCGUACCUCCUGGAGCCACUGAUCGAGCAUAUGUUGAGCGGACAGUACCCGAACACGUAUGCUAUGCAUGACUUGGGAACUCACUUCCCCAACGCCACGGGCCACCCCGAUGGAAACGAUGAGUAUAUGCCAGUGGAGGAGUGCGGAAAUAUCCUCAUCAUGGGCUUGGCCAUCGUCAACUCGCUGCGCUACUCCGAAGACUCAGCUGCGUCAUCAGUAUGGUCGACACAGGGCGAAUCUCCCGUGUCCGACGACCAUCCCGGUUUCUUCCCUCUGGUUGACCUCCAGGUGCAGGGCGGUAUUGACAAGCAGGAUGGAAGAUGGGGUGGUGGCGCACAAGGCAAGCGCGAGGCCGAGCAAUGGCUUCAGCGCAGCUACCGACUCUGGAAACAGUGGACUGGCUACCUGGUGGAGUUCUCCCUGGAGCCGGAGAAUCAACUGUCUACCGAUGAUUUCGCCGGUUGGCUCGCGCUCCAAACGAACCUGGCGCUCAAGGGCAUCAUCGGGAUCAAUGCCAUGAGCAAGCUAGCCGAAGUCGCUGGAGAUCAAGAAGACGUCUCCUACUACAAGAACAUCUCGGACACCUACAUCGCCAAAUGGGAGAAGCUAGGCAUGUCUCGCGACCAAACGCACGCCAAACUCGCAUACGACUGGUACGGGUCGUGGACCACGAUCUACAACCUGUACGCCGAUGCCCUGCUCUGCUUUCACCUCGAGAGCACCGACAUCCCUCCCCACGCCUCCCAGCAGGAACCUCUCCACCCCCCACCCUACAAGAGCAAGAAGACCGGCUUCGUCCCCCGCCACAUCUACCAGCGCCAGUCCAUCUGGUACCACAACGUGCGGCAGAAAUACGGUCUCCCCCUGGACAGCCGCCACCUAUACACCAAGACGGACUGGGAAUUCUUCUCCAUGGCAGUCGCCAGCGAGAAUGUCCGCAGCGAAGUUCUCGAGUCCGUCGCCAAAUGGGUCAACGAGACAGUCACCGACCUCCCGCUGACGGAUCUCCACAACACCGAAGGCAAGGGCGAGUUCCCCGGCCCGAACUUCUACGCUCGCCCCGUCAUCGGCGGCCACUUCGCCUUCCUGGCUCUCCAGCGCGCCUGUGGCGGACGGGCCAUGGAUGGCCUCGCCUAUCUGGACCGCGGGAAUAAUGUAUUCUCGACCAGCACGCUGUCGGACUGGGAACAGGCCGCCGCGGACGCCGUGCAGGAGUUCCAGGUGUCUUCUGACAGUGUCGAUGAACAGCAGGAUGACAGCGACGACAGUCAUGGAUAUGGCUCUGAGAAUUUGGAGUUGUGAUUGGUUUAUCACCUGCAUGGCUGGGUCAUGUAACACGAAUGUCUGUGUCUGGGCCACGAACAAUCUAGCUAUCAACUAUAUAUCUAUUUAUCUAUAUAUAUAGUUCAGUUGGAUGAAUACCUUUUGGCUAGAAUUAGUCUACUCUGUCUAUUUAUAGCCAACAUACGUCGGAAAGACCAUCAGACACUGAAC